Eruca vesicaria subsp. sativa (arugula) is the source of this 2037-nucleotide messenger RNA. NCBI's taxonomy places the organism in Eukaryota, Viridiplantae, Streptophyta, Magnoliopsida, Brassicales, Brassicaceae. The record is from the annotation of a GenBank genome assembly.
AUGACUGACCAAGUUCAUGUCCUCGUGAAGAUCUUCAAACCAUGCACGCUAUGCGGUAAGGAGGGCGAGGAUCGAGUCAUUCUCAUCAACGAGGACGAGACGGGCAGCUACAACACGACGUUUCUAUGUUCCGCAGAGGAAGGAGGAGAGAUGGAGGUUCAGUUUUUCCGGCGGCUUGAUGGAGAGUUCAACAAGGUUUUGAGAUUUUAUAAGCAGAAAGUGGAGAGCGUGAUGGAGGAAGCCGAUGAGCUUAGUAGACAAUUAAACGUUUUGAUUGCUCUCAGAGUUAAGGUUGAGAAUCCAAAUGUUGACUUCCCCGACAUUAGUAGUAUCUCGAGUGCUCCUUCUUCUCCACACAACAGGACUCCAGCCAUUUCCCCAAUGGAAGUGAUCAAAGAAAUGGAACAAGUAGAAGAUAAGAAAGUCUUUAAACCUGCUCCAGUAGAAAUUCUGGAUCAUAUAAAGCUCAAGAUCGAACCGGAGACUCCAUUGUCAAUGCUUAAGUGCAUGAUCAUGGGUCUCUCAACUGAGCAAACCUUCAGCAAACCAGAGCUUAAAAGAGCCGAGGAGCUUAUGGACCGCGCUUUUGUUGAGUUCUACCAGAAACUUAGGUUCCUAAAGAGUUAUUGCUUCUUGAAUCAGUUGGCGUUUUCAAAGAUACUAAAGAAGUAUGACAAGACUACUUCGAGAAAUGCGUCUAAGCCUUAUCUACAUAAAGUGGAUCAUUCUUAUUUAGGAAGCUGCGAUGAGGUCUCAAGGGUCAUGUCAAGAGUGGAAGCUACGUUUAUUAAGCAUUUCGCCCAUGGAAACCACCGUGAAGGAAUGAAAUGUUUAAGGACUAAAGCUAAGAGGGAGAAACACAGAAUCACAUACUUCCUCGGUUUCUUUUCUGGUUGCACCGUAGCUCUAGCCAUUGCUAUAACGGUUCUUGUACAUAUAAGAGGCAUAACAAAAAGUGAAGGAAGGCAUCAAUACAUGGAGAACAUCUUCCCUCUUUACAGGAGACAUAUAUUUCUGAGUCGAUAUAGAGUAAACUACCCCUUUAUCUUCGGGUUUGACCAAGGGACUGAUCUUGGUUACAGAGAAGUUCUUCUUCUAGCCUCUGGUCUAGCAGUUCUAACAUUCGGAGGAGUCAUCUCGAAUCUUGACAUGGAGAUGGAUCCGAGAACCAAAGAGUUUAGUGUCAUCACUGAGCUUGUUCCUUUAGGUCUUCUCAUGUGCUUCAUGAUUACGCUGUUUUGUCCACUCAAUAUAAUAUAUCGGUCAAGCAGAUAUUUCUUCAUCGGGUGCGCCUUCCGUUGUCUUUUAAGCCCACUAUACAAGGUUAUUCUCCCGGAUUUCUUUCUCGCAGAUCAGUUGACUACUCAGGUGCAAACAUUCAGAAGCUUGUUGUUUUAUGUAUGUUAUUAUGGUUGGGGAGGAGAUUUCAAGAAAAGAACACACACAUGCUAUGAGAGUGAAAUUUACAAAGAACUCUAUCUUGUUGUUGCCAUCAUUCCUUAUUGGUUCCGCUUUGCUCAGUGUAUAAGGAGGUUGGUUGCGGAAAAAGACAAAAUGAAUGGCCUUAACGCACUAAAGUAUCUCUCGACCAUAUUAGCGGUUGCGGCUAGAACAAUCUUUGAAACAAAGAGAGGGACCUACUGGCUUACGGUGGCUGUAACCACGUCAACCAUUGCCACAUUGUUCAAUACUUAUUGGGACAUAUUCAGGGAUUGGGGUCUAAUGAACCGCAACUCCAAAAACCCUUGGCUUCGUGACAAACUCUUAAUCCCUUACAAAAGCAUAUACUUCAUUGCCAUGGUGGUAAAUGUGGUGCUGAGGCUGGCUUGGAUGCAGACAGUUCUUGGGAUUAGAGAAGCUCCAUUUUUGCACAGAAGAGCUUUGGUUGCUGUUGUUACCAUUUUAGAGAUUCUUCGUCGUGGCAUUUGGAACUUCUUCAGGUUGGAGAAUGAGCAUUUGAACAAUGUGGGGAAAUACAGAGCCUUCAAGUCUGUACCUUUGCCUUUUCAAGAAGUUGGAGGAAGCAAGAGCAUGUAA